GGUGAAGCUCCCCCACCCUCUGUGAGAGGGACGGAGGAAGGCUGGAGCCAGCUGAGGCGGGAGCUUCACCGGGGAUAUGCGAGUGACUGCAGCGAAUUCUCCAAGUUCCGGGAUUCAUGAGGCCUGUGCCCUCCUCCGGCAGAUGUCAUCGCGAGUUGGGUCCAUGGAGAGGAGCUGUGCGUGUUGGCGGAAACGUGCCGUCUGGGGGUUUUCUUGCUGACACGUUCCAAACCCGGGGGCUUCAGUGGCGCGCGGCCCCGAGCCGUUGCCAGGAGACGGGCUGCGCGAGGCUCCCCCACCCCCAGCCCCCCUCGUGCCCGGGAGGAGAGGUAAAGACAGCGUGUUUGCUGCUGGAAGGUUAUCAAUCAUCAAAAAAUGGAGGGUCUAACUAUGUAACCAAAUCUUGAAAGGUUCAAUAUGCCAUGAUUGGAGGAAGACGUGACAAAAAGUUGCAAUGCUUCUGAAAUGAAGUAGUGGAAUAUCCAAAGUAAAUUCAUCAGAGCCUGAUGGCACACAGCCUCGGAAGAUGAAUGAGUUCAGAUAGAAGGUAUAAUACUUUUGAACAUCAUUACCAACAUAUAAAUGUGGACAACAUGCACAACUUCACCACUUUGUUUAAGUUGCUUACCGAAGAGGAAAAGAAUUAUUGCCAUAUGCUGUAUGUACGCUGUUGGAUGAAGGACUAGGCCGUGUGAUUAUGCAGACGUCCCAGCAUGAAGCUGAUGGACCUAUUCCUUGCUCGCUCACUCUCUAUGUGUUUUCUGCUGCAGAGUGUAGUGUUUCUGGUACUGUGCUUUCACUCAGCCAGCAUGUGUCCCAAAGGCUGUAUGUGUUCUCAUGUCAGUAGCUUAAAUGUAAGCUGCAGCAAUGCGAAUCUUAAAGAGAUUCCUAAAGACCUUCCUCCAGAAACUGCUUUACUUUACUUAGACUCAAAUCAAAUAAGGUCCGUUCCCAAUGAGAUCUUUAAAGACUUGCACCAACUCAAAGUGCUUAAUUUGUCCAAAAAUGUUAUUGAGUCCAUAGAAGAACAAGCAUUCAAAGGUGUGGCUGAUACCUUGCAGACUCUUGAUCUUUCAAACAACAAGAUUAAAAGUGUACAUAAAGACACAUUCAGCAAACUCAAAGGCAGGGCCCAGUUUUCCGACAACCCAUGGCACUGUGACUGCAGCCUCCAGCAGGCACUGCAUGGCAUGCCCUCGAACCAUGAAGUGGCCAGCAAUAUUAUCUGUGAGACUGCAGCUUUGAAGGAACAUACUGGGAAAUCUUUGAUCAGUGCUGCAAAUGAAGCAGACCUCUGUAAUCUGUCAAAAAAAACAACCGAUGUGGCCAUGCUGGUCACUAUGUUUGGCUGGUUCACCAUGGUGAUCUCAUACGUGGUAUAUUAUGUACGUCAGAACCAAGAAGAUGCAAGAAGGCAUCUUGAAUAUUUAAAAUCACUCCCUAGCAAGCAAAGGAAGCCAGAGGAAUCAGAUGACAUUAGUACUGUACUGUAAAAUGUUCUACUGAAGAAAAGGUUUUGAAACAAAGUUUUUUAUGUGUAUAUUUCAUUCACUGGAUCCACUUGCAGCAUUUAACUGCAGUGAAACUGAAGGUAGUGGAGCUCAGCUGCUACAAGAUGGACAGAUAUCCAUGGUGUAUGUGAAAAAUGUAUGAAAACUUCUUUUAGCAUUUCUGCAAUGGUGUUAGUUAGUAGGAGAUAUUGCUAAGGAGGAAAAUCAUGAGUCUGGUAUAAAGCAAUUGAGGACGUUUUCAGCUUCAGGUGGCAUUCCUGUGUCUAGAAAAGUAAUGAUGCACAAAUGAUAGUGAAGAGCUGUCCAUAUCACUGACAGUCAUUUAAAACCUACAAUCAGGUCAUGGUAGAAUAAGGUGAAAGAAUGUUUUUUUACAGACUUUGAUUAAUCAUCAUCCCAUAUGUUUUGAGAUUGUGGCACAGGCUAGAAAAUAAUAAUAAACAAUUAAUUUGAAAACUAUUCAAGUAAAACAGCCCUCUUGUGGUGCAGUGGUAGUGUCCCUACCCCUGGACCAAGAGGUCCGGGUUCAAGUCUCACCUGCUCCGGAGGUAUGUAAUAAUAUCUCUGAACAAGUUGAUUAGAAAAAUAAGUUAAAUAUAAACAAGGAAAACUGUUCAAGUGGCUGUCUAUGUAACUGCUAAAUUUACCCUCAAUCUGACUACUCAUAGGUGUAUGUCCCAAACACAGCAUGUAUCUCACAGAAUGAAUGUAGAUCAUAUUAUUGUUAGAUCUAAGCUGGCAGUAGGACAAAAGAAACAUCUUAGAAUGACAGAGCUAAGGAGCUUUAGGGCCGUUGUCCUCUACUUGUUGAAGGUAUGUCUGAUUGUCUGUAUCUUCUGAUCAUUUUGUUAAUUAGGAUAGGAUACAGAACUCAAUGUGGUGCCUGUUUUCAAUUGUAGCUGAACAGACCAUGGGCAGGAGACUGGUGCCUCCUGAUGAGGAUCACAUGGGGACGGGAAUAUAGAUGAAAGAGAAAGAAAUAGCGAUGAGAAGGUGAAGUCUAGGUAAACUAGUCAUUGGAAAUAUUUAUUUCCAAUUGGAUAAUAAAACCAAACAGCAGAGAAAAGUAAGAAUAAAUCUGCAGCUUCAGCUGCUGAAUGUCUAUAACAAGUUGAAUUGUUGGGGUCAGGGACUGUAGCUAAAAAAGGUGUUAGGUCCCAAUUCCUCACCGUUACGCAGUUAGUGAUUAAGCAUGGGCCUGAUUGCUGUUCUCCUUCUGGUAACUGUUGAUAGUCACAACAGAAAGAUCUCCAAUUGGUCUCAGUAUCACCACCUGUAUUAAUUAAUACAAAGUUAUGGCUAAAGUCUCCACUAUGCCAGAGGAUGUGCCCAGACUGGGCUGCUCUCUUAUUAGAGAGAGGCAGCUCGUGGUGGUUUAACUGGUUAACUGAGGCAACUGGUGAGGAUCACCACAUUUCAUGCAAGGGUAAAGCUCUGAUAACCGAGAAAACUACCAAUUCUCUAACCUAUAAUAAACUUUGGUUCACUAUUUAGGCAGAAUUGGAAGGGAAUGUGAAGUAUCUAUCAAAAGGGAUUCAGAACCUAUCUGAUUAGUCAUAAAAAUGUCAUGAACAUGUUAACAGUCUGCCAUACACUGUGAAAAUGUGAAUCUCUCAGUCGGUCCAAGCUUGGUACUUUCAGUGUUAGAAUCCCUUGUUCCUGUGCCUGUCAGUCUUUUUUACAAGCAGGCAAUUUCAGUUCUCUAGUAUCACCUGCCAAUAUAGGUUAAGAUGAAAUAAGUUGAUGGCAGUGAAGCCAGGAUUGUAUAUGAUGGUCCGAGUUUUACUUACGCAACAAUGUCAAGUGGAAGUACGGUCCACUCUUUACAGAUAUGUCUGGCAAAGUGUCCCUACCUGAAUAUAGGGAUGUAGAAAUAAUAUAUAGGUCACUCAGUCCCUUCGGCCUGAUUCGACAUUACAAUUGACCGUGGCUGAUUUGUAACUCCAUUCCAUUUACUAAUAUUUCCUCUAAAUCAUUUGAUACCCUUACAAAUAGCUAUUGAUCCCGGUCUAUCGAAUUUCAAUUGAUUUAUCUAAGUGUUUGGGAAAAGAGUUCCAAAUUGUAACUAUUCUUUACAUGAAAAAUUGCAACUAGAUUUCAGUCCUAAAUGGCCUCACUUUAAUUUUCAGACGAUUCCCUUGUUCUGGAUUCUGUGACAUAUCUGAAGCAACAUUAACCUGUUAAAACUCAUUGUCACAGUUAACACACAGGAAGUUAAAACUUUACCAAGGUACCACAUAACACUCAGCACAUGGAUCCUAAUGAGAUUUCAGCUCCUUCAGAAGAUAAAUUUGUGAACAGAAAUUGCUGAGAAAAAUAAUAGGAAACUCUGCUAAAUGGGACCCACUAUAAAGUGUAAGUGUAAAAACGUGUGAUAGAUCUUGGUCAUUAUGGAGUUGACGGGGGGGAGAAAUAGCUGAUAGAUCUCCACUUACGGGCAUUCUGGUCAUUUUGGCUCUCAAAAUAGAAGUGACUAACCUUAAGAAUAAGCACAAUCUAGCACAGAAUGAUUCUGAUCUCCUAUUAAGUGCCUGAAAUCUGUGUUGCUUGUUUAUGCGUUAAAUCUUACAUGAUUUCUGCAAGAAACUGUCUUUUCUUAUCUAUCUAACUGACAUCUAUAUUAAUUGUAUUUGGAAACAUGCUAUUAAUGUUGUCUAGCUAACAUAACUAUAUUUGUCAUGUGCACAUUUCAGUUUCAGGAGAAAAUAAAUGCCAGACACUUGA
Messenger RNA from Rhincodon typus (whale shark), 4235 nucleotides. It is a transcript of the gene lrrc3b, whose product is annotated as leucine rich repeat containing 3B. Gene Ontology annotation, molecular function: protein binding. Bases 714 to 1493 code for a protein of 259 amino acids. Lineage: Eukaryota; Metazoa; Chordata; Chondrichthyes; Orectolobiformes; Rhincodontidae. The transcript has 4 exons. The record is from RefSeq and is a predicted model, not a curated record. Gene Ontology annotation, cellular component: plasma membrane.